AUGCUGUUCAUUCGACUGAUCGGCCUCACGCCGCUCGACGUUCACCAAGAAGUCCACACGAUCUUCGUUGCCGAUUGCAGUCACCAUCUCCCCUUCCCCACAAAAUCAGCCAACGCACGCGUUCUCAACACGCCCACGGCACGAAUGCCUGAACUUACUGUACACGUAGCCCCCGGCUUCAUCGAUUUCGAUCACCAACAAGAUGCCGUUGAUGCGGCGCGCGCGGAACCAGCUGUUCUCUCCCGCGAUCACCGCGGGCCGCGACUUCGCGACCUUAACCACGAUGCUGGCGACCUGGCUGCGCAGCGCUUCGAAGUCUAA
Molecule: messenger RNA, 321 nt
Organism: Colletotrichum abscissum
Lineage: Eukaryota; Fungi; Ascomycota; Sordariomycetes; Glomerellales; Glomerellaceae
Exons: 1
Coding region: 1-321 (106 amino acids)
Source: RefSeq, a predicted model, not a curated record